Molecule: messenger RNA, 1812 nt
Organism: Talaromyces rugulosus
Lineage: Eukaryota; Fungi; Ascomycota; Eurotiomycetes; Eurotiales; Trichocomaceae
Exons: 4
Coding region: 1-1812 (603 amino acids)
Cellular component (GO): nucleus
Molecular function (GO): protein binding
Source: RefSeq, a predicted model, not a curated record
AUGGCGAAUCAGCAGCCCCAACAGCAGUACGAGACCCCUCGACGGCCGACUACUUUCGCACGGCCGUCGGAGGAGCUUCAUAUUCCCUUGUCCAACACGACGAUUGCCUCAAAUGCCCCCGGUGCUCAUGGGCCUCCGUCCAUAAAUAUCCAGCAAUCGACGCCUCAGCAUUCGCAGUAUUCUUCGAGCACCAGCGCCCUUCCUGGUGCGCUGCAGCCUGGAAAUGGACCUAAUCGGCCGGCGCCCAACUCCACCAACCCUGCACCCUCUGCCGUGCCUACGUUACCACCUAUCGCGACGCAGCCGCAUCAGAUGACGUCCUCUCGCUCGGGAACAACAAAUCACAGCCAUGGUCAUUCGAGGUCGAGUCCCGCUGGGUUUGAGCAACACAAGUAUAAGCAAUAUGGGUCAACGCCGGAAAGUGCAAAGUACUCCUCUCCGCCUGGGUCUGGAUACCCACCUCACACGCCCUCGGGCGCCAAAUACUCUCCCCUGGGUCUUGCUGAUAUACGGCCGCCCACUGAUACAUUGCUGAUGGAUCACUCAAUGGCUUCGGGGUCUGUUCCGAUCAAUGGUGACAUGCAAUUUCCAACCAACAGCAACUAUGUUGCUCCUUGGCCGAUUUAUGCUGCCGACUGGUGCAAGUGGCCCAUGUCCUCAGGGGGCUCGUUUGCUGGCAAAGUCGCCUUGGGAAGCUAUCUGGAGGACGGCCACAACUAUAUUCAAAUCGUCGACCUACACCGCAAACAACCCGAAGCAGAUACCCCAGAUGUUGCUCCCGGCGACGUAGAGCUAGAAUAUGUGAAGACGGCCGAAGCAACGCAUUCCUACCCAGUGACAAGGAUAUUGUGGGAACCUCCGUCCUCUCAGAAGCAAUCUACCGAUCUCCUUGCGACAUCAGGCGACCAUUUGCGAUUAUGGUCACUACCAAGUAAUCCUCACAUGAUGCAAAAUUCUAGCUCUAUUACCGGACGGAAUCAAGGCCAACCUCCAGCCAAGCUGUCACCUCUGGCUCUUUUAUCAAACUCCAAGUCUCCAGAACAUACGGCGCCUAUCACGGCACUGGACUGGAACACAAUCUCUCCCAGUCUCAUCAUCACGUCCAGUAUCGACACCACAUGUACGAUCUGGGAUAUACCGACCUUGACAGCCAAGACUCAACUCAUCGCGCAUGACAAAGAAGUGUAUGAUGUACGCUUUUGCGCGAAUAGUGUCGAUGUCUUUGUCAGCUGUGGUGCAGACGGUAGUGUCCGCAUGUUUGAUCUUCGGAGUCUGGAACACAGCACCAUCAUAUAUGAGCCUUCGGAGAAGACCGAGAAACUAAUGAGCCCUGGAGCGUCAAGCCCGUCAGCUUCAGGACAUUCGGCCUCCUGGCCGCCUCCCCUCUUACGCAUUGCCACAUCUCCACAUGACGCCCACUUGCUCGCAACAUUUUCGCAAGACUCCAAUAUCAUCCGCAUUCUCGAUGUACGACAGCCGGGUCAGGCUCUGAUAGAACUCAAGGGACAUUCAGCAGCAGUCAAUUGUAUAGAAUGGUCACCAAGCCGCCGGGGCACUCUUGCCUCUGGAGCUGAUGACUCUUGUGUUCUUAUCUGGGAUCUUUUCAACCAACACAACAUGCAACCCCCUGCUGCACCUGGUGCUUCGACGGGUCCAUCGACCUCGGAGCGUGGUCCCGCCGCUGCAUGGCUAUGUGAUUAUGAAAUCUCCAACUUGUCCUGGUCACCACAUGGAGCUACAACACCAUCGGGCCACCCUCGCGAUUGGCUUGGUGUAUGUGGCGGCAAAGGGUUCUGGGGCGUGGCAUUGUAA